Messenger RNA from Coregonus sp. 'balchen', 1231 nucleotides. The record is from the annotation of a GenBank genome assembly. NCBI's taxonomy places the organism in Eukaryota, Metazoa, Chordata, Actinopteri, Salmoniformes, Salmonidae.
AUGCGUGUGUUGCCAGUACUACUGCCCCUGCUGCUGUGUGUGGCGGGAGGGCUGAGCCAGGUGAGGGCGGAGGUGAAGGCGGUGAAGCUGUGUGGCAGAGAGUUCCUCAGGGCCGUCAUCUACACUUGUGGUGGCUCCCGCUGGAGACGGCUCGUCAACGAACAAGAGCAGCUGGAGGGUGAGCUGAGCAUCUCUACCUUCUACUUUAAACCAGCUCUGUUACCCAUACCCUCCGUAUCCUACUACUUAAAUACAUUGUCUGGUCAAUUUAUGUCAUUUUGUUAAUCAAGUGGAAUAAUUCCUGACGUAAAAUGUCAGGGGUGUGAAUUUGAGUUGCAUGGAAGAUGGGCUACAUUAAAUAAGUGUAAAGAAGUUUGAGUCAGUGAUGACGUCUGUCUGCAGCAAUGUAUAGUGAUACUGAUCCAGUGCGUGUGCAUACAGGCAGGAAGGCAGGCAGGUGGGCAGGCAUUCAGGCAGGCAGGCAGGCAGUCAGAAAGGCAGGAAGGCAGGCAUGCAUGCAGUGUCAGGCAGGCAGUUGCUCCUCUGACUGGGUUAUGGAGGUCUAUUAUGCAGUCCUGUUCUCUGGAACAUUACAGGCCAGUGGAACCCACCUCUUAUCAUCUGAUUAUGAUGCUGAUGCUAUCAGGGCCAGUCUGUUCCCAGUGGGCAGAUGACAGCAGGCUAACCCAGUUAGCAUAUUAACCAUGCUCAUUAAAACCAGUAAGAGGCACAGAUACUGGACAAGACUGAUAGCACCAGGCAAAACAUUUGGGGCUUUCCUCAUUUGACAGGUACAUGUACAGCAAUUACAUUGUUGAGCAUAGACUACAGAUAAGAUAUCAGGCACAGACAGUCACACACACAUCCUCUGAGCAAAAUAAGAACUUCAAUUUGAGAAAAUGAACUUCAAUUUGGACAGAUAGCAUUUCUAUGCAUUUUUAUGUUGACUGUCUUUCCAAGCUGAUUUAUUGAUGAGUGACUGUACGAAAUACUAGAUUCAUAUCAGACUGUAAUACCAUAUUUCAUUAUGUGAAAUCAUUUUAUGACUUGAGCUUCCUGAUGUGUGAUGUCAUGCGCAGGUUUGGCCAAUGAGGAGAAGAGUCCGAGCAAUCUGGAGGACCUGAAGGCCAGUCUGGGGUCAGAGUUCAGCAGACGGGACCUGAACAACAUGCUGACCACCAUGUGCUGCCAGGUGGGCUGUAGGAAGAGCGACCUCACUUACCUCUGCUGA